This is a messenger RNA of Fusarium keratoplasticum, 609 nucleotides long. Its product is annotated as Prefoldin subunit 3. Bases 1 to 609 code for a protein of 202 amino acids. The record is from RefSeq and is a predicted model, not a curated record. Gene Ontology annotation, cellular component: cytoplasm; prefoldin complex. The transcript is spliced from 6 exons. NCBI's taxonomy places the organism in Eukaryota, Fungi, Ascomycota, Sordariomycetes, Hypocreales, Nectriaceae. Gene Ontology annotation, biological process: tubulin complex assembly; microtubule-based process; protein folding. Gene Ontology annotation, molecular function: tubulin binding.
AUGGCGACACAAGGCAAGGCGGCGGCGUCAAGUAAAGAUGCUACGCCCACCAAUCCGCGGGGCAUCCCCUACGCCCCGUUCGUCGAUAAGGUCGAGGACUACGUCACCACCCGAGAAGACGUCGAACCUACCCUGCGAAGCUUCCAAGAAAUGAUCUCCAAGUACCAGUUUAUGGAGAUGAACCUGCAGAAGCGGAUGGGGGGCCUCAAGGAGAAAAUUCCCGACAUUCAGAAGACUCUCGACUCGGUCAAAUUCCUCAAGCUAAGAAAGGAGGAUGAUGAGCCGAUAGAGACGACGUUUGAGCUUAACGACACGCUGUAUUCGAAGGCGAAUAUCCCCGCGACUGAGGAGGUCUACAUCUGGCUUGGGGCCAACGUGAUGCUGUCAUAUCCUAUAGAUGAGGCCGAGACGCUGCUGGGCUCGAAGCUGUCGACGGCGAAGCUGAGCUUGUCGAACUGCGAGGAGGACUUGGACUUUCUUCGUGAACAGAUUACGACCAUGGAGGUCGCCAUUGCUAGAGUAUACAACUGGGAGGUCGUCCAGAAGCGAAAGGACAAGGCCGAGGAGGAAAAGGAGAGCAAGAAGAACAAGGAGUCACAAGAUAACUGA